This is a messenger RNA of Punctularia strigosozonata HHB-11173 SS5, 1967 nucleotides long. RefSeq names its product Per1-like protein. Gene Ontology annotation, molecular function: hydrolase activity, acting on ester bonds. Lineage: Eukaryota; Fungi; Basidiomycota; Agaricomycetes; Corticiales; Punctulariaceae. The transcript has 12 exons. The record is from RefSeq and is a predicted model, not a curated record. Gene Ontology annotation, cellular component: endoplasmic reticulum membrane. Gene Ontology annotation, biological process: GPI anchor biosynthetic process. Bases 165 to 1268 code for a protein of 367 amino acids.
CCACCACCACAACGCGUUCGCGGCGACUUCACCCUUGCCAACACUGACGGCGACGGACUUUUGUACCUCUACAUGGCCUACACAUCGGGCCUCUAGAACUUGUACAUCCCGGCUUGCUAGCAUCACUUCACCUACUACCACCGCGUUUAGUCCACCAAACUCCGAUGCGUGCAAGCCCUGGAUACGUUGUCUUGCUCCUUCUGCCAUCUCUGGCUUGGGCUUCCUCUGGAGAUCGCUCAAAGGAGUAUCACGAUUGCAACGGUGCCUGCCAAUCGAAGCUAUGCAUAGAAGGAGCGACACCCCUUUCGUUACCGCUCAGGCUAACGCGAUGGACAUGCGUUGACGAAUGCAAAUAUUCAUGCAUGCACCAGCUGACUGACGACGCGAUUGCCAACCACCGCCCCGUCGAGCAGUACUACGGGAAAUGGCCCUUCUGGCGCUUUGCCGGUAUGCAGGAGCCGGCAUCGGUGGCGUUCUCGUUGCUAAACCUCUGGGCACAUGCUCGAGGGACGCGGAAGAUCCAGAGAUACGUCCGUGAAUCGCAUCCAAUGAGAAGAUAUUAUUUGUAUUGGUCGCUGGUGAGCAUAAAUGCAUGGGUUUGGUCUUCUGUAUUCCAUACGCGAGAUCUUCCCCUCACCGAAAAACUCGACUAUUUCUCCGCGGCCCUCGCUAUCUUGUAUGCACUAUACAUCAUCGUCAUCCGUGUUUUCCACCUGUAUCCUUCUGAACCGCGCAACCGCCUGACCCUCACUUCAAACCCGGAAUCCCCUCACCCCAUUGCGCACCUCGUCUGGAAGUGGACAUGCGUCCUGGCCUUCCUAGGUCACGUAACCUACCUCUCCAUUCUCCCCCGCUUCGACUACACCUACAACAUUAUUUUUAACCUAGUAGUCGGGAUGGCCCACAACCUGCUUUGGCUGCUCUAUUCCAUGCCGGCGAUACUCUCCACGUUCAGAAGAUUCCCUUACCGCGAGAGAUCGUACAGACCUUCUUUCACGGGCAAGGCAGCUGUGUUCGUUAUUUUCACUACUGCAGCCACCGGACUCGAGCUAUUUGACUUCCCUCCUUGGGGACGCGUCAUCGAUGCCCACUCGCUAUGGCACCUCGCGACGGCACCUAUAGCUCUGUUUUGGUACAAUUUUCUCGUACAAGAUGCACGAGAUGACGGGUGGAGACCGCAAAAACUAGAGAUGGCGGGCGGUUCGUUCUGGAGAAUAACUUGUGGGGAGAGUCUGCAGCCACCAGCGGCUCUCAGACGUCUCAGGUGACAGCAACCAGUGGGGAUACCAUAUCGUGGCACACUACGUACACCUGGGCGGGCGGACCAUUCCAAGUAAAGAGCUACGCCAACCUUGAUCUGAGGGUUGGCAUAGGCAAGUCUCUGUCGUCGAUCACGUCCAUUCCGACGACGUGGGAUUGGACCUAUACCUCAGCUUCAUCUGACUUGGUCGCCGAUGUUAGCUAUGAUCUGUGGCUUUCGAACGUUGCUAACUCGAGCGGAGCCUCGUCCACCAGCACCUUCGAAGUGAUGGUAUGGUUGAGCGCUCGUGGAGGAGCCGGUCCGGCUGGUUCUCAGAUUGGGACUGCAAGCGUGAAUGGGGUCACGUGGAAGCUUUUCAAGGGAACCGUGUCGACUUGGACCGUCUUCUCCUUCGUCGCACCCACGGAAAUAACAGACUUCAACUCGGAUCUCAAGCCAUUCUUCACAUUCCUAACUGCGAAUCAGGGAGUGCCUUCUUCCCAGUUCCUUGUGCAGGCGCAGGCCGGCACCGAACCUUUCGUCGGCUCGGCAACCCUCACAACCACGAAGUACAGCAUCUCCAUAAACUGAUCGCUCCACCGGCUGCGGAGAUUAUCGCCCCAUGACUGUCCCUAAGAUUUGCAUAGGCUUCCACUGGAGUACAUUCUGCUGCGCAAUUCUUGUAUCUUGAGCUGAGAAGCCAAUCCCACUCCUUGCACAACAUAGG